AUGACCCUGAGCACGGAGAUGUCCGAUGCCUCCGGCCUUGCCGAGGAGACAGACAUCGACGUGGUGGGGGAGGGCGAGGACGAAGACGACGAGGAAGAGGAGGACGACGACGAGGGCGGCGGUGGCGUGUCCCGGCUGGCUGUCCCCGCGCAGCGGCGGCGACGGCGGCGCUCGUACGCCGGGGAAGACGAGCUAGAGGACCUGGAGGAGGAGGAGGACGACGAUGACAUCCUGCUGGCCCCGCGGACAGGGGGCUCGCCGGUGCCCCCGGGCCCAGCCCCGGUGGCAGGGGCCGGGACCGGCUGCGGCGGCACCGCGGGCGCGGGCGGCGGCGGGGGCGGCGGCGUGAGCGCGGGCGGCGGCGUCAAGAACCCCCUGGUGAAGCCGCCCUACUCGUACAUCGCGCUCAUCACCAUGGCCAUCCUGCAGAGCCCCAAGAAACGGCUGACGCUGAGCGAGAUCUGCGAGUUCAUCAGCGGCCGCUUCCCCUACUACCGGGAGAAGUUCCCCGCCUGGCAGAACAGCAUCCGCCACAACCUCUCGCUCAACGACUGCUUCGUCAAGAUCCCCCGCGAGCCCGGCAACCCCGGCAAAGGCAACUACUGGACGCUCGACCCCGAGUCUGCCGACAUGUUCGACAACGGUAGCUUCCUGCGCCGGAGGAAGCGCUUCAAGCGGCAGCCGCUGCUCCCGCCCAACGCCGCCGCCGCCGCCGAGUCGCUGCUGCUGCGCAGCGCGGGGGGCGCUGGGGACCCAGCCGCCGCCGCCGCUGCCGCCGCCGCCGCCGGCCCAGUGCGCCGCGACCGCGCGUCCUCCCGUCACCAGCGCAACCCCCCGCCUCCGGCCCCGCCCCCGCCCCGCAAGGCCCCAGCCGCCAGGGGACGCCGCCGCGAGCCCCAUGCACAUGCGCCGGCGCGCGGCACGCCGGGAGCAGGAGUCUCGCCGGGGCCGUGCGCUGCAUGCCGGGAGUCGGGAGCUUAG
Molecule: messenger RNA, 981 nt
Organism: Lipotes vexillifer (Yangtze River dolphin)
Lineage: Eukaryota; Metazoa; Chordata; Mammalia; Artiodactyla; Lipotidae
Gene: FOXD1
Product: forkhead box D1
Exons: 1
Coding region: 1-981 (326 amino acids)
Biological process (GO): anatomical structure morphogenesis; cell differentiation; regulation of transcription by RNA polymerase II
Molecular function (GO): DNA-binding transcription factor activity, RNA polymerase II-specific; RNA polymerase II cis-regulatory region sequence-specific DNA binding
Source: RefSeq, a predicted model, not a curated record